Molecule: messenger RNA, 1017 nt
Organism: Laetiporus sulphureus 93-53
Lineage: Eukaryota; Fungi; Basidiomycota; Agaricomycetes; Polyporales; Laetiporaceae
Exons: 2
Coding region: 262-981 (239 amino acids)
Biological process (GO): mitochondrial translational initiation; ribosome disassembly
Cellular component (GO): mitochondrion
Molecular function (GO): translation initiation factor activity; ribosome binding
Source: RefSeq, a predicted model, not a curated record
UGAGUGUGUACAACGCAUUCGUGUCAUUGUAGCCAUCGCGCAGUACUUGACAAUAGUGCCAGUUGAUUGUGAGCUUUCUACUUGCGUUGCGAUUGAGCGCACAGCGCCUCCACUCGCGAGUCGUUAUUCCACCACCGCGAACGAGCGCUUAAUGGCAGGCGUUGAGUUCCUGAUUAGGAAGGCAGUUGAGGGACACCGCACGUAGAAUCUCUCGUAAGGCCGGUUCUCGCGAAUCCGUUCAAUUUUUGUCUGCUGAUCCACAUGGCGUUCCCAACAGCAUUUCGAAUAGCACGAGUGUCCAAUGCUUGCCACAUCCUGGAAUCGUGUCAUGCCGGGCCCUCUCAAUCAGCAUACGCUGCUUUCCACAGUACGGCCCGUAGGUUCGCCAAAGAGACAGAGGUGAAAACAGAAGGACGGUUGCGCAAUGAGAACAUUCCAUACCAGAUCGUUCGGCUCGUGAAUCCUGAGACCUCUCGUUUGGACGAACCGGUCAGACUCUCUGAGAUCCUGAAGACAAUCGAUCGCAGAAGAGAGUGGGUUGAACUCGUCUCCGACACUCCCGAAAACCCCGUCGUCAAGAUCAUCAAAGGCAGCGCUGUGUACAGCAAAAUGCUCGAGCGGAAGGAGAAGAGUAGGGAGAACAGGCCUAGGGAGGAGAAGGAAUUCCAGAUGACAUGGGGCAUUGCAUCUGCCGAUCUUGGGCAUAAGCUGAAGAAGGUUCGGGAGCAUCUGGAGAAGGGCGGGAGGGCGAACGUGGUGUACACGUCGAAGAAGGGCCAGGCUCAGCCCACGCCGCAGGAGAUGGAAGCACGCUUGAACGAGACGGUUACUUUAUUAGAGGGUGUGGGUAAAGAGUGGAAAACCAGGGACACGACGAGAACUACUGCUGUCAUGUAUCUUCAAGGCGAUAACGCUCCGCCACCACUCCCCAAACGCUCCGAGAAAAAAACACAACAUAACUUGCUUAGACAGCAGGAAUGAUGAUAGUUGUCUGCAGACCCACGCGAUACAAUUAGG